Messenger RNA from Saccharomycopsis crataegensis, 930 nucleotides. It is a transcript of the gene MRPS9, whose product is annotated as mitochondrial 37S ribosomal protein uS9m MRPS9. NCBI's taxonomy places the organism in Eukaryota, Fungi, Ascomycota, Saccharomycetes, Ascoideales, Saccharomycopsidaceae. Gene Ontology annotation, cellular component: mitochondrial small ribosomal subunit; ribosome. Bases 1 to 930 code for a protein of 309 amino acids. The transcript has a single exon. Gene Ontology annotation, biological process: translation. The record is from RefSeq and is a predicted model, not a curated record. Gene Ontology annotation, molecular function: RNA binding; structural constituent of ribosome.
AUGUCUCUUCGGUUAUUUGCCCGUCUAUUACACACGAGCAGACCUGUGGCAAACAGGGCCCCAAGAUUCAUCUACCCUGGUACCGCCAAACCUGCCAUCUCUGUUCCUGCAAUUCCAAACAUCAAAACCUCGUCAGUUAUUGACCAUCCAAACUCUAUUGCCCCAUCAAUUCCAGAACUUGAACGCACUAGAGUGGUCCCAACUUUAGAAACUUUCUAUUCUUCUAAUCCAAUCCACGAGAAGAACAUGCGUGAUUUAAAUGACUUGCUCAACCGUUACGCUUCAACACCUUAUACUAUAAAUUCCGAAGAAUCAGCAAAACAUAAUAAAACCUACCGUUGGCUAAAUAUCAAUGAAUAUCGUCUUAUUGCUGCAGGGACUCGUUUGAAGACCAUUCAAUAUUCCAAGCUUGUUGAACUCUUACAAAGAUUGGAUGCCAUUGAUAAGCAGCUUGUGGACAAGCAGUUCAUGGCUACUUUGGACCGUUUCAAGAAAUCUGUUUCAGAUUCUUCUGCUGGCGCAUCAGUAAAGCAAUUGGACGAAUUUGGCAGAGCCAUUGCUGUUGGUGGCAGAAAGUCCAGUAGAGCUAAAGUUUAUCUUGUAAGAGGUGAUGGUAAAAUCAUUGUUAACGGUGAAUCAUUAUCAAAAAUGUUCCCUAGAUUGACUGACAGAAAUAAGAUUCUUUAUCCUUUGAAGGUUGUUGAUGGUGAAGGUAGCUAUAAUGUCUUUGUCAAAUGUUCCGGUGGUGGGGUUUCUGGUAAGGUUGGUGCUAUCGCUCACGGUAUUGCCAGAGCUUUGCUUAUCUUCAACCCAUUAUUGAAACCAAGAUUGAAGAGAGCCGGUGCUACCACCAGAGAUGCAAGAAGAGUCGAAAGAAAGAAGCCUGGUAAGGUUAAGUCUAGAAAGUCUCCUACCUGGGUCAAGCGUUGA